Molecule: messenger RNA, 1394 nt
Organism: Synchiropus splendidus (mandarinfish)
Lineage: Eukaryota; Metazoa; Chordata; Actinopteri; Syngnathiformes; Callionymidae
Product: homeobox protein Dlx4a-like
Exons: 3
Coding region: 267-1034 (255 amino acids)
Biological process (GO): cell differentiation; embryo development; negative regulation of transcription by RNA polymerase II
Molecular function (GO): DNA-binding transcription factor activity, RNA polymerase II-specific; RNA polymerase II cis-regulatory region sequence-specific DNA binding
Source: RefSeq, a predicted model, not a curated record
ACCAACACACACCGACUUUGCUCGUCUCUCGACUUUUAACUCUGAUUUCCGCGGAGACGGACGGGUUUUCCACUUCAUUGACAACCAGCGGGAAUCGCUUUUCCGUUUCUCCCCCAAGUUGCGUGUGUCUUUACGGGAACUGGACCGGAGGACUGGCGGGUUUAUGGCCCCUUCCGCCGGGAUGACAAAUUAGUGCCUCGUUUUUGUUUUUUUGUUUUGGACUUGAUGUUUAAUUUCUGUUUCCGUCGUGUCUCUUCCGCUCUCCAAUGAUGACUAUGAGUUCACUGUCGGACACUUUAGUCCCGCCGGACCCGUCCAAGUCCGCUUUCCUGGAGUUCUCCGGUCACGGUUACUCCGCGCAGCCCGGGCAUCAGCAGCAGCAGCAGCAGCACGGCCACUACUCCAUCCACGGCCUCCACGCGGUGGGAACCUCGCAGCACGAAGGGCCCUUCUCCCCCGGGGCCUCCUCCUACGGCCGCCCGCUGGGUUACCCAUCCUAUCACGGCUCGGUCUCUUCGCAUCACCCCGGUGGUUACCUGCCGUAUCAGCACGGAGGCCACGGCGCGGCUCUGGGACACACCAGGCUGGAGGAGCCAGAUCACGAGAAGCCCACCACUGUGAUCGAGAACGGCGAGGUGCGGCUCAACGGGAAGGGGAAGAAGAUCCGGAAGCCGCGCACCAUCUACUCCAGUCUGCAGCUCCAGGCUUUGAAUCAGCGCUUCCAGCAGACCCAGUACCUCGCCCUGCCGGAGCGGGCCGACCUGGCCGCCAAGCUGGGGCUGACACAGACUCAGGUGAAGAUCUGGUUCCAGAACAAGCGGUCCAAAUACAAGAAGAUCAUGAAGAAUGGGCCGUGUGGCCCGGAGGGCGACCACCUGGCCCCUCCGCCCUCCUCCUCCUCCCCCUGCUCUCUAUGGGACAUCAGUAUGGCUGCCAAAGGAGGUCCCGUGCACUCGGGCGGAUACAUGAACAAUUUUGGGCACUGGUACCCGGGUCACCAGCAGGACUCCAUGCCCAGGACUCAGAUGAUGUGACAGUUCAUGGACUCCACUUUUUGAAUCGACCUGGACUCAGAUUUUGAGACGGACCAAGAUGAAACUGGACUACGAGGGAACUGUUGGUCGCUUGUUCCACUUCCCAGCUGGCGGGGAAACAGGGUGGACCUCCUGGGGCGGAUCGACUGUCCACUGUAAAAAAAUCAAAAAGCAGAUAAAAGUCGUUGGCUGUUUGACAUUCUUUCAUCGGAUUUCAGGAAAUUUCUGGUUGCUGGUCUGGACACCUGACUCGGGUCCCGAUGAAGUUGCCCCUCCACCUGAGUCUGUUGAAGAAAAGUGGUUGUUGCUUUGUGGGCGAUGUUUUUAAAUAAAUAUAGAUUCAAAACAGUUCUCAGUCCU